AUGUUUCAAAUGCCAAGGUUGAGGCCUAUGGUUGGAUCUGAUGCGGCUACAGUUGGGGGUCCUAAACCAAAAAAGGUAGUUCAAAAAAAAGAGAUUACGAAAGAACGAGUAACGAGAGAGACUACCAAAUCUCUUCAAAAGCAACAAGUGAAUUUUGUAUAUGGAAAUCCUCUGGUACUUGCCGAGGUUUCUUACUCAUCCCCUUUUGAUGAACCUCCCACAGAUGACCAUGUAGAUGUCCCAUCUCAGGCAUCUCCUGAAGAGCCAUCCACUAACGAGGAUUCUGAAGAGAAUGAGGUAAAGGAUAAUGAACCAGAAGAACCUAAAGAGGAAGCCUCUACAGAACUUCGGUCUCCUACAACUACUAAACCCGCUACUAGUGAAGAAUUUCCAGUAGUAGCCCAGCAGAAUCAAAAACCUGGUGAACAGCCAAAGGUGGUUCCACAGGAUUCAGCUCAUAAAGGAGUAGUUCAUGUUGAUCAACAGGAGAAUAAACCAGAGGCGGUUCCUGAAGUUAAGCCACAAAAACCAGCUGCAAAUCUCCAGGGUAGUGUCAAGAAAGAGCAAGACGAAGCUAAAGAACAACAACCAGCAGCUAAGCCUGUAACUCUGAGUGAACGUGCUAAAAAGGUUGAUUCUACCCUGUUUGAUGUGAGAAAAUCUAGCUCUAACGGAGUGCCACUUUUGACAUGCACACCAAAGCCUGAUAUUGUAGUUACAGAACUCAAGUAUGGAGGCAAUACCAUUUGGGUGGAUGAGGACUCUUCUCUCUCUUCAGCCCUGAUAUAUUUUAAAGGAGAUCAACCAGAAGUUGUAACACUGCAAGCUGAGAAGGAUGGAGAAGAUAGUAUCCUCUUCCUCCAUUAUAACGGUGAAGAGUGGGAACAUAACAGGAGAGAACAUGAGAGGAAACUCUGUGGAUUGAAGGGACUUCCAGUUCCUCAGUCAGCUGGACAGGAUGUUACUUUAGACCUCGCUAAUCCAGAUGACUCGAAUAUUAAUGUAGACGAACAAACUUUUGAUGAAGUCUUACUCAAAAGCUAUUUUCCAAAGAAGGAUCAUCAUAUAUCCUCCGUUGUAGAGAAUGGAGUUACUCUCUGGAAGGCUACUGGAGAUGAAAAAUGUACAUCUGUGCAAUCUCAUGUAAAAGACUCUACUGUAAUGACCAUAGGAAUAAAGAGUGGUGAUGACUUGGAAGCUAAAUUCUUUGAAAAGAAUGGCGGUGUAUGGAAGACUAUUACAGAAGAAGACUUUGAUAAGAAGCUUGGUGAAAUUAGUAAAUAUAGAUUAUCAUCUUCUAAUCCUACUACUUCCACAUUAGCACCUACAAAACCAUCUGGAAACUAG
This is a messenger RNA of Theileria equi strain WA, 1347 nucleotides long. RefSeq lists its product as hypothetical. NCBI's taxonomy places the organism in Eukaryota, Apicomplexa, Aconoidasida, Piroplasmida, Theileriidae. The record is from RefSeq and is a predicted model, not a curated record. The coding region runs from base 1 to 1347 and encodes 448 amino acids. The transcript is spliced from 2 exons.